CUGGUGUUUCUGAGUCUGGCUUUUUUUGUUCCCGUUUUCUCUUUUCAUAACUUUGGUGUUAUUCAACCGAAGCUUCUGUCCUGUGACGGUUUAAGCAAAGCUGUUAUGAGAAACUCCAACUGGAUAAAUAUUGUUUCUGCAGUACAAAUGGCUCCGGUUCUUCUGCUGCUCUUUCUUCCUCUUGCCCUCUGCUGCGAACAGGCCCCUAGCACCGAAUGUGAGACUAUGCCUUUCGUACCCGGGCAUAAUUUGGUGGGAGAGGGCUUUGAUAUUGUGCGAAUGAAGACCACCGGAGCCUUCGUGGUGGACGUGCGUACCUACAUGACAGGAGGAGAACAUGGCAACUGCACUAUGUGUGACAACAAACUGCUCAAAAAGAAGCAGAAGUUGCCGGCAUCUGUACUCGACUGGCGCAUCAAGGUAAAAUGUCGCCGUAGCGUCAGUGCCAGGGUGCACGAAACCGCCAACUCUGUGAUUAAAGACACCACCAAUUCAGCCAGCAUCAGCUGGAAGGUUGGAUUGGGUCUGCCAGGCGUGGCAGGCGUGGCCUUAGGUGGCACUCAUUCGAAGUCAGCCAGGUUCGCAAAGAGCCAUGCAUCUAAAGACAAGUUCUCCUACACAAGUCACACCUUCUCCUGCAGCUAUUACACGUUCCGUCUUCAUGCUCGUCCUCCACUAACCAAAGAGUUCAACGGUUCCAUCAAAGCCCUUCCUGCUCUAUUCAACAGCAAGUCAGAGGCGGCCUACAACCACUUCAUCUCCAUCUACGGAACGCACUUUCUGCGGAGAGUCAGCCUGGGUGGACGCGUAAAAUCGACCACUGCCGUGAGAACCUGCAAGGUUGCCAUGACGGGACUGUCGGUAAACGACGUGAGUAACUGCUUAUCGGUAGAGGCGUCUGGGAUAAUCAAGGGUGUGAAGUUGAGCGCGCAGACGCAGUUCUGCAAGGCCAAGCAGAAAAAACUACAGCGAAGCCACAGCUUCAGCGCCUCUUUCUCUGACCGUGUUACUGAAAUGACAGGGGGCAAUGGUAAGCAUCACGAUAUCCUCUUUACUCCGGACAACAAAAACGGGUAUGGACCAUGGCUCGAGUCAUUGAAGACGAUCCCAGGCGUAGUUUCUUAUACGCUUUCUUCACUCCAUAUGUUGGUGACACACGACCCAGUCAGAAAAGCCAGUUUACAGGCCGCCAUUAGUAAAUACAUAACAAAAAAUGCUAUAAAUAUUGGCUGCUCCUCAAAAUGCAAGGUGGGGCAUCGUAAGGGUAACUGUGCGUGUAAAUGCAGCGGUCAUCAACGUAUUGAUAGUGAUUGCUGUCCAAGCCAGCCAGGAGUGGCCACUUUGACUGUGAUAGUGAUAAGCGGUGCGGGACUGUGGGGAGAUUAUUUCACAAAAACAGAUGGUUAUGUAAAAGUGUUUUACGGAAGCCAAGGGGCUACGACACAUGUGAUUUGGAACAACAACUUUCCUCAUUGGAACUAUCGUGUGGCAUUUGGAACCGUGGAUCUGAGGCAACGAGCGCCAAUUAGGUUUGAGGUGUGGGACCGUGAUAACCGCUGGGAUGAUGAUCUCCUGGGAAGAGGUUCUGUUAUCCCAACUCGAAGCAACGGUAUACAUAGGCGGAUGGGUCUUAAGCAUGGCAGUUUUCUGGUCUCCAUUAGUGCACAUUGUGGCCCGAGACUUGGAGGUGCAUACUGUGAAAAAUAUACCCCUGCACCUGAUGGAGACACUAUUCUAACUGAUUACAACCCAUUGAUGCCAGUUUCAUUCAAUGUAUCAAAUGGUUUUGCAGGAAAAACAUUUCUGUAAAAAUAAGGUUGCGCAAAGAUAAUCUAAAAUGGAUUCAGAGCUUAAAAAAUAACGUGCCACCUGAAUAUCUUAUACAAGAUUAUCAAGUUAUUUGAUUAAUCAAGUCUAUUUUUUUAAUGUUCCUCUAAUUAAUAAUACUUUCUUUAUACACUCUCAGAAAAAAGGUACAAAAGUUGUCACAUUGGACGGUAACUUUUAGAAAGGUCCUAAUAUGUACCAUUUUUGUUCCUUUGAGGUACCAGUAUGCACCUUUUAGAUAUAAAAGUGUAAUUUUUAAAACGUACUGCCAGUGACAACUUUUGCACCUUGUUUUCUGAGAGUGUGCUUUUUACACAACAGUGGCGGCCGGUGACUUCUUUUUUCGAGGGCGCUCGAUGCGAAGUUCGUCACAACAUGUAUGUAGCCUGCCAUGUGUGUGGUUCCUUUUUUAUCAAAAUAUGUGUUCUGCGCGUCGAGCGAUCCUGUGUGCAUCACUUGUCUUGUCAAAAUAAGUGCCUGCUGCAGACGCAUCUAAAGGGUUUAUGAUAAAAGAGACGCUCGCGUUUGCCAGAUACUCGCAUAAUCUCAUGCAUAAUCACAGUUAACUGUUAAGGGAGUGUCGUGCGUAUAUUUUGUGAACGUGAGCGCCUCUUUUAUCAUAAACGGUUUUGACGCCUGUGCAGCAGGCACUUAUUUUAACAAACUCGUGAUGCACAUAGUUCACAUAUUUUCAGGGAUGCACCGAUAGGAUUUUUUUGGGGCGAUAUCGAUUUAAACAGACAACUUCUGGCCGAUGCCGAUACCGAUAUUAAACACUUGUAUACAAUACUAUACAGUUGGUCUAUUAGCUAGUUUAUUUCUGCAUCAAAUUAUUUUUACUGAACAUGGAUUGGAUCUAAUUGACAUUCAACUGACCAACAUAAUAAGAGAGGCACAAAUUAAGCUAAAACAAAUACAAUAAGACAACAUGACAACCUUCAAAUGUGGUUUUUGCUAUUUAGCAUUUAUUUUAUUAACAACAUUAACUCAUUUUUUUACAUAUACUGGAUUUUUAUGCAGUUAAUUAAUAAACAAUCGGUAUCGGCCUUUCUUGUGCUAUUGCCGAUAUGCCGAUGGUUUCAAAUUCAUCAAAAAUCGGCCGAUAAAUACUGGCGGCCGAUAAGUCGGUGCAUCACUACAUAGUUUGAAAAUGCAAGCAACACACAUGACACUCCGAAUACUUCUUUUGAAUUAGCGCCCCUCAGAUGAGCAGUUACAAGCCGCCACUGUUACAGAAUAGCCAUUUUAUUAAGAUUAAGCAAAAACAUAGUUAGAUAGAUGAAAUACAGAACCUUUAAAAAAAGCAUUUUGGUUUAAGGCCUUACACUUUCACUGUUUAGAGAUAUCAGUGGUUAAAAAUGCAGAAGGCAUAUUCAAGGUUUAAACCUCAGUAAGUGGCUUUCAAUUAACUGCUUAAAGUUUAGGAAUAUAGGAGCACAGUGAUUAAGGUUCGAGCUAAAUGGUGGGAACAAGGAUAUUUGAUUGGGGUGGAGUUGGCUCAGCAUUUAUUUUCUUGACAAUGUUGGCAUCCACACACAGGCAUUAAUCCACUUUGCAUUUUUUAGAGUGCAUUUUUGAAAUACUCCAAAUGCAGUCUGAGUUCAAGUAAACGCAUCAGAGCUCAAAAGAAAUGAAGAAUAAUGAGAAACCCACGGUAGAUGCAUUAUGUGUUUCAAAAUGAACAGGAAAUAAAAUGCAAUAUUGCAAAUUAUUUAAUGCAGUCAAAGCAUUAGGGAGAAAAAUGGCAGAAAAGAGCAAAGAAAUUGGUAAACGAAAAUUGUCAUAUAGAAGAAAAAGAGACUGAUCUGAAACUGUCUGAAUUCUUUUUAACAGAUUAGGUUGUAUUUGUUACCUUAGGACAUGCAUUAGCUUACAUGAACUAACAAUGAACUUCUACAGCAUUUAUUAAUCUUAAUUCAUGUUAUUUUCAGCAUUUACACUGUAAAAAGUAGAAUUUAAAGGGACACUCCACUUUUUUUAAAAAAUGCCGAUAUGGCUUGGAAAUAUAACAUAUAACAUGGCUGCAGGAGGCGCAAUGAUAUUAUCAUGUUACAGCAGCAAAGUCCUUGAUUAUUACACCAGAAUGAGAGUAUAGUUCCUAGCCAUAUCUGCCUAGAAAAUCACAACUUUUAAUUUUCCGUCGGUCUUAGUACACGAUGUAACUACAAAGAGUCAAGUUUUAAAUAGGAAAAAAUAUCGAAACUCUUUGGUUAUUUUUAGCGCAAUGCUAAUGGUCUAAUCAGAUUCAAUGGAUUAUGCUAAGCUAUGCUAAAAGUGGUACCGCCAGACACUGAGGUCAGCUGAAUGGAUUCCAAAACGGUAAGAAUCAAAUGUUUAACUCUAGGGGAGCUGGAAAAUGUGAUCACACUUUACAAAAAAAGUGGAGUUUCCCUUUAAGUUAAAAAAAAUCUGAUUUUAGGUGUAACCAGUUAAAGUAAUUUUUUUAGUUUUUUAAGUAAUAUAUUACUAAUAUAUUAUUAAAAUGGGAGGCCCUGAGAUUGUGCCGGGGGCCAGUUUUAUUUCAUUUUAUGAAAUACAUGAAUUUAUCAUUUAUUCUGUGUAAUUAAACCUCUGAAAAAUAAGGCAUAGAAUUUUAUAUUUUAAUAAGUUUUGUUUAAUUCAAAUUUGAUGUUUUACAAUGUUUCUUGUCAUACAUUUUCUUUGGGGGGGGUCAUAAAGGGUCACCGUACACAAGGGGAGGGGACACGCUGAAAAAGUUUACAAAACUGAGCAUAUGCAUUACUAAUGUUAACAAAAACAAACUUAUUGUAAAGUAUUACCAAUUUUUCUAUGUAGUUUAUAGUUAACCCUAGUUGCCUAAUAUGAAUGUUUUUGUUGGUUAUAUGUACUAUUUGGACUAAUAUAGCUUUAAGAAAAUAUAUGAUAUUUACAAAAACAGUCAAAGUCUUCAUAUAAAGAUGUUUAUGUCGUUUGAAAUUGCUAGUUUUCUAGAAAAUGGUGAUGUAUAAAGGGCUGCAUGUAAAAAAUGGUUAACAUUCAGAACGGCACCUGUUACCCAUCUGUUUCUAUGUCUGUGAGUUACAGCAUUUUAAUUUCAUCAUUCAUUGUAAUUUGAUAUG
Molecule: messenger RNA, 4907 nt
Organism: Paramisgurnus dabryanus
Lineage: Eukaryota; Metazoa; Chordata; Actinopteri; Cypriniformes; Cobitidae
Gene: prf1.3
Product: perforin 1.3
Biological process (GO): T cell mediated cytotoxicity; defense response to virus; immunological synapse formation
Cellular component (GO): membrane
Molecular function (GO): wide pore channel activity
Source: RefSeq, a predicted model, not a curated record